Messenger RNA from Zerene cesonia (dogface butterfly), 1284 nucleotides. It is a transcript of the gene Yif1, whose product is annotated as protein YIF1B-B. The coding region runs from base 118 to 1218 and encodes 366 amino acids. The record is from RefSeq and is a predicted model, not a curated record. Gene Ontology annotation, biological process: endoplasmic reticulum to Golgi vesicle-mediated transport. NCBI's taxonomy places the organism in Eukaryota, Metazoa, Arthropoda, Insecta, Lepidoptera, Pieridae. Gene Ontology annotation, cellular component: Golgi membrane; endoplasmic reticulum-Golgi intermediate compartment; COPII-coated ER to Golgi transport vesicle. The transcript is spliced from 7 exons.
AAAUUGGAUUGCCUGCAAAUUGGCUGUUGAUGAUGUGUUUCGUUUUAUUAAAAUAAAAAAAAUAAUAAAAUAAGCCACAAUUUAUAAUGUGUAGACGGUUAUAACAAUAUAACAAUCAUGAAUUUUAACGCUUCAAGAAAUGUGGCACACUCUGGCCCUCGUAAGGCCAAGAGAGUUAGCGAUGUUAAUGCAAUGGGGGCUCCAUCGCCGCUACCUCCAUAUAGUCCCAACCCUGGUUUUGGGGAUGCAUACCCUCCAGCGGGACCACCUCCCCCUUACCAACAGGGAAUAUCCUUAGAUCCUGUACAGGAAUUUGGACAACAAAAUCCUACUGGCAGUUUUGGUUAUCCUGGAGGAUUCCCACAAAGUCCGAUGGCCUCGCCACAACAGAUUGGUUCCAUGCUGCAACAACCUAUUGUUCAGGACAUGGCUCUCCAGUACGGAAACCAGCUCGCGGCGCAGGGCCGCGACGUGGUGAAGCGAGAGCUGGGCAAAUACCUGCCCGUCUCCAGGAUGAGGUACUACUUCGCUGUGGACACGAGAUAUGUGCUGAGGAAGCUGCUACUCAUCAUAUUCCCCUAUACGCAUAAGGAGUGGAUGGUGAAGUACGACCAGGAGACGCCGGUGGCGCCGCGCUACGACCUCAACGCGCCCGACCUCUACAUCCCCGCCAUGGGCUACGUCACCUACGUGCUGCUGGCUGGCUUCAUGCUCGGUCUGCAGCACCGCUUCUCGCCGGAGCAGAUCUCGAUCCAGGCGUCCAGCGCGCUUGCGUACAUAAUCUUCGAGAUGGUGCUGUACCUGGCGACGCUGUACAUCACGCAGACGAGCACCGCGCUGACCACGCUCGACCUGCUGGCCUUCUCCGGGUACAAGUACUCGGUGAUGAUAUGCAGCCUGCUGGCCGGGCUGCUGCUGGGCGGCACGGGGUACUACUGUGCGCUACUCUACUGCAGCUUCGCGCUGUCUUACUUCUUGGUAAAAACACUCAGGCUACAGAUUCUGUCCGGGGGUUCGCAAGCCCCCGACACCAGUUACAACAACUAUUCGACGUACAACACCCAAAACCCCUAUGUGGACAACUGGUCGAAGCCAAGUGGUGGUGGGACCAAGCGGAGAGUCUACUUCCUGCUCUUUGUGGCCAUAACCCAACCGUUCCUGUCCUGGUGGCUCACAUAUCAUCUCAUACCGCCAUCUGUGGUCCUUCAAGCACGAUAACUAUUUUUUAUCUGUAGUUCUAAGUUUGAAUGUUGGUACGUUUUUUAAUAAAUGUUGGCGCUAAAA